UUCUGGGUUGUCAAGAAAUUAAGAGCAAACGUUGGCAAAUAAUCAAACAAGUUCCCCCUUGUUUCUCUUGGCAAAUACUUACUAAUUACUAGCAUAGUUUGGAAGCACUCUCUCUUUUCUUUCUUCAAUUUGUUUGUCUUCUUGAGAUUAGACAAAAAUGGCUCCAACCAUGGUGGUGCCGGCCUUCGCCCGCACAAAGCAGCCUGAACACGUUGUAGAGCGGGAGGACGGGGAGAUUUUGAAGAAGAGAAAUGAGGAGUUGGAGAAAGAACUCCAGAAAGCCAUGGAAAGGGAGAAAAGGAUGAGGGAGGAAUUGCAGAGAACGUGGGAAAGGCUGAGGGUGGCGGAGGAGGCGGAGGAGCGGCUCUGCUCCCAACUGGGUGAACUGGAGGCGGAGGCUGUGGGCCAGGCGCGCUCCUACAGAGCCAGCAUGAUGGCUUUGAUGGAUCAGCUUUCUGCGGCCCAGAAGCUUCUCCAGGGGGCUGUCCCUGUAGCCCCAACUCCUCAAGUACUAUAACCUUGUUU
Molecule: messenger RNA, 525 nt
Organism: Coffea arabica (coffee)
Lineage: Eukaryota; Viridiplantae; Streptophyta; Magnoliopsida; Gentianales; Rubiaceae
Product: protein RESPONSE TO LOW SULFUR 3-like
Biological process (GO): cellular oxidant detoxification
Source: RefSeq, a predicted model, not a curated record